AUCCGACGGCAGACAUGCGUAAGCGCAUCCAAACUGUUUUACAUACGGUCCGCGGUGGACUUCAGUUCCCAGCUAGCUUUCGACACGUGCAGCCGUUCCGGUUCGGUGGACACUGUGAACGGUGUGUGACACUGGUUGUUUAAAGUUUCCGAUACGAAGAGCAAAACUGCAACAACCGCGCAAAGUGAUCCUUGUGUCUUGCGGCCUUCGUUAGAUGGAGAUUUUCCGCAGAGUUUUUAGUCCCAAUCAAGUUUUCGUCCAUAUGUCUUCCGUCUCGAAACACUGCGCCCCUGUGGUGGUUCCUUAACGCAAGUUUACUUUGGUACAAUCAAUAAACACCUCCGAUGUGCCAAUAAUCUAAUUAGCGUCAGUUCUUGUCGACGUGUCAGAAAAGAGGAACCAUACAUCAAUCGUAUGGUUGCCGGGCUAUAUUUUGAAGCACAUUCAUUAACUUCAACCAAGGAGCACUGUCAUGCAGAUCGGUGCAAUAAAAUUCGGCAUGAUACAUCACAGUGCGUUCAAUCACAAAUUCGCCCGUCCAAUUGUCAAUGUGGCGCUUGCACCAGGAGUGGGUUUGUGAUGAAUGACACACGUGUGCGAAGCAUAAGGGUGGAUAGCACGUGCCCUCCAGCUACAGUGCUCUCUGUACAUUGCAACGCGCUUUGGAUGUGAUUACACAUUUUACAACACUCCAACAACUAAGGUUUUGUGCUUCAGGACAGUUUAAAUCCAGUUUUCGAGGGUUUCUAGUGCGUGGUUUUACGGUGUGAAAUGGAUACAGCGCAUUGAGUGUGUGUGUGUUUUUAAAAUGCAGGUGACUUAUAGCAGAAUGUGGUGAGCUCUUCUCACAUGUUCCAAACGACGAUACUACCGCGUAGAAUUACACUUCAAGAAGCCUUACUGUAGAGUUGCGUGAAGCAAGAACUCAGUCUACGUUUGAACUCGUGUAGAUCAACGCAAUUUUGAUAACGCUUCGUCACAGCGUUAUCUUUCACCUGACUUCAAACUGUGUAAACAGUUCAUCGGAAAUCAAACGAGCUGAUUCGUUAUCAUCGCCCUUACUUGGUUCAAUCGACAAACGUCAACCGUUCGUCAUAGCUGACGCAUUCGCUGCAGCCGCUGGAAAUUAGAUAUGCCAUCCAGAAGCACACACACAAACGGAGGGGACUACCAACUGCUGGAUGAACAAUAGGUUUGAUUUUACUGUUUUUGGGCUGGCUCAACGUUAAGCCAUGGACCAGGCAGUGGCGAUCCCGCACGACUAUCCAGAGCCGGUCGCGACAGACAGUUACAUCAUACCGACACUCGGACUCUACCAUGGCACGUUCGUCUUCUCCUAUCUGUCCACGUUUCUGUCCUACAUCACACCGUACGAUCUGCCAGUAGUCUAUUGCAUUCUAGAGCUGCUGCGCGACGCUUUCCACACAAAGGUGUCCUUCCUGCAACUAAUACUCGAGGCACUCAAGGUUGAGUCGGGAUAUAUCUGCCUGAUAGCGAUUUUCUUCCUGAUAUCGCUUAUUCCACUCUGCUACACCAUUGCCUGGGGAUGUGCGAAGGAGCCGGAUGAUGAUCUCAACCCGGGACCCACCGUUGACGCUAUCAUACAAGCGGAGGAGCUAUCACUAGAAGAGUCUUUGCACUGCCGGAAAAGCUUUCUGGGACUGAUGCUACAGGUCGUCAUACUGCUGUUGAUCGCUGGCGUGAUAGCAAUGUUCGUCACGAACGAACAAAUUGCAUCGGCCGUUGAUCACACGCCCACCGUUGUGCGGUCCUCGCUGCUAGACGCGGCAACGUUCUUGCGCGACGCAGAAUCACAAAUGCGUUUCGUGAUAGCGGAAGGACUCGCGACCGCCACCGAGCGCAUUCGGAACGAUCUGGAAAGCGUGGACAAAUUGCUUGGCGAACCGAUUCAGCACCAUCUCGCACUGUUCACCGGUAUCGACAUCAUCUUCGACUCCAUCAUCGAGAUCAGCACCAGCAGCAGCAAUCUGUCGCGCCGCAUCCAUCUGCUGCAGGAUGCAUUGGCCAGGGCAGCUAAAAUCUCGUACGAAGCCGAGUACCGGCUGGACGAGCUGCAGAUACAGCUAUCGGUACUGCAGCGCCAGUGCACGUUCCGUGAUCGUCCGCUUUGCGACACGCUUCGGAUUCGGAACUUUGAAGACACGGGACUGAUCGAGCGCAUUCGAAAGCUGCAGGCCGAUCGCACGCUGGCCAAGCUAAUGGCGAUGGGUGAGGCCAGUCGCAACAGUAGCAUGCACGCGUUAACGCAGGAGCUAACACUAGCGCGAUCCACCUUUCGUAACUACGCCAUAGACGUUAGAAACGUGACCGACAAUCAGGCAGACCAAGUGCACGAGCGGCUGGAAGAAUUGUCCACCGACAUCCAUGCGACCGUCAGUAUCCUUACCCAAACCAUAGGCGAGCUUGUGGAGCAGGUAAACCGGACGGCCAACUUUUCCGAUUCGUUCUUUGAUCGGUACCGUGAAAUUGGCGCCAUACUGUGGUUGGCUGGACUUGCUACCACGAUCAUGACACUGCUGGUAACGCUCAUACUGCUGAGUGCACUCAGCUGCGGUUGUUGCCAUGCGGACAAUAAGGCCGGCAUUACGCUUAUCCUCGGCGCUAUCUGCAUUUGCAUCGCGAGCCUAGCGCUGUCAGGGUUUACCAUGAUGGAGAUGCUACUCGGAGCACAUGGCCAACUCUUCAUCUGUCACCCGCUGUACAACGAACCCGAAUACACGGUGCUCCAGAAGCUCAUAGACAAACCGGGACUAAUCUAUCCGACCGAACCGCAGUACGGCAUCAUUGGUGAGCUGCUGCGAAAGGCGGCCCCACCCGAAGCUCAAUGGUCACAGCCGGUGCAAAUAUCGCUGUCGACGGCACUGAACGAAUGCGAAAAGGGUCACGGAUCGUACUCCACCUUUCAGCUCGACACACUGCUGAAUCUCACCGCCAAGCUCGAGCACCGUCAGCGGCCCGACCUUGAGCGAGCGAUCGAAAGUGUUGGCGCAAGCGAGGAACCAUUCAUUGGCUUUACCGUGCGCAUACAGGGUAUCCUGGAAGAUAUGUUGUACGAUUCGGACCUCAAUCUGACCGGUACGCGCAUGGAGCUAACGCAACUCUCACCCGACAAGGACGUACUUACCUUCAUCGAUCAGCUGCAGCGUGUUUCGGCCCAGAUCCAGGACGUGGCCACAGCGAGUCGCAUGACAACGCUCGGUUCACGGGCCAAGCGUUUGCAGCUUUCCUUGCUGGCACCGCUCGAACAGCUGCGCAGCCAUAUUGUGUACCAUCUGACGGCACUGGAGCUGCAACUCUCACCGUGGGCAGCACAGGUUAACAAAAGCUUGUCGCAUCUGCGCAAUGCCCAGACGUUCCUCGACACGGAAGCAGCCGAGGUGUGUUACAAUCGUAGUGACGUUUACCGGGCCCGGUUACGGGCUCAUCUGGACUCGUACCGGAACUACACGUCCACCGUGCUGAACGGGGGGUGUGCGAGCUGCCGGCCGCUGUUCGAUAUCUUCGAUGCGAUGCGCAUGCUGUUCUGCCACCACAUUAUGGAUCCAAUGAACGGACUCUGGUUUUCGGCCUUCCUGUGUCUGUUCCUGUGGGCAGUGGCCACUCCGCUAUCGCUGAUGCUUUCGUCCACCUACAGGCGGCUCGAGAUACUGUCCAGCAAGCUGCAACACUCCAACAGCCAUCGCUACAAUGCCCGUGCAUCCGUCCGGGAAGAUCAACGAGAAUCUAGCCACUGGUCAACACAGCGAUCCACCGUCAGUGUCAUCCCGGAUAUAGAUAGAUCUAAUUGGUAAUAUGAUGAAAGAUUGACCAAAUUGACGAAAGAAUCUCCCCACUCAACCAUGCCACCCUCAUCACAUGAAGUUGUGAAAGCCUUCAGUAAAGCGCCACGGACAGCGAUAGAAAAUCUCGUUCGAACACGUGCACACUGCCAUUUCCAACCAAAGUGUUAGUAACGAACGAAAGUUAGUAGGACACGGGCGGGCGGCCGAAAUGCGCCACUCACAUUCAUACACACAACCACACACCUCCACACACACACGAAAGAUACGCUUGCAUUUCUCUUUCUCUCCUUGCCGUUCCUUCCCACCAUUCGAAAACGAACCCGGACGCAGAUCCGUCUCGGUGCACGUGAACGCGGUGGCCGAGUCAAGCACCGACGAGGAGCUGCCGCACUACACCGCAUCCGGAGACGAUGAAGAUGCUGGCACCGACGAGGGUGCGGUCGUUAUCGAAUACAUCGAGCUGCGUUACGAAA
This is a messenger RNA of Anopheles stephensi (Asian malaria mosquito), 4276 nucleotides long. Its product is annotated as prominin-1-like. Gene Ontology annotation, cellular component: membrane. The record is from RefSeq and is a predicted model, not a curated record. NCBI's taxonomy places the organism in Eukaryota, Metazoa, Arthropoda, Insecta, Diptera, Culicidae. The coding region runs from base 1233 to 3812 and encodes 859 amino acids. The transcript is spliced from 8 exons.